AUGCCGCUGGACUCGAUCUUGGCAGUCUUCCAGAAGCUGGAUCACAUCGACAUCCUCAUGGGGGCUGACCAGGUGUGCCGCUCUUGGCGCCGCGCGGCGCGGGAUGAGCCCGUGCUGUGGCGCCGCAUCGUCAUGCGCGGCAACGCCGAGCUCGCCUUCAGGCUCAACCGCCAGGGGAUGGCCUGCGCCGCCGUCCAACGCAGCCUGGGGCAAUGCGAGGCAUUCUGUGGCGAGUACGCUGGCGACGACGGAUUCCUCUUGGCUCCCUUUUUGAAGAGCCUUCGCCUCAUUUCUUGUGCCAUUUCACUUGAUGGGCUUGAAGAGCAAUUAACAAGGUUUCAUCUACUCGAGGAGCUCGAGCUGUCGCAGUGUCCAGAGCUAAUAAGGACUACGGUGCACGAGAUUCUUCAGCGAGCAUGCCCAAUGCUGAAGCAUUUCCGAACGAACAAACAUUACUUCCAUGAACGGCGAUGGAUCAUCCCCAAGGACCUUGAUGCCGAGGGUAUUGCAACUAUGCAUGAGCUGCGCUCAUUGCAGCUCAUUGCCAACGACCUCACCAACAAAGGGCUGGCAGCAAUCUUGGAGAACUGCCCGCACCUGGAGUCACUUGACCUACGCCAUUGCUUCAACAUCGACAUGGACAGUGUAGACGAUGAUGAGGGCACGCUGCUGCGAGAGAAGUGCGCCCGUAUUAAGACGGUGCGACUUCCUCGAGACUCGAUGGAUGAUUGCGACUUCAAGGUUGGAAGCCCUAGGUUCGCUUGCAAAGAAAUAGACUACGACAGUCCGUACGACACAUACCUUUGGGAGUCAUUGUCAGAGAACUCCGACGAUGAUUACUCUGGUCCUUCACGUUACGAGGCCGACCUCGACAAAUACGAGAAGGUGCUUCCUAGGAGCAUGCGCACAUUUCUGUAA
Lolium rigidum is the source of this 918-nucleotide messenger RNA. RefSeq names its product putative F-box/LRR-repeat protein 23. Gene Ontology annotation, molecular function: protein binding. The transcript has 2 exons. Lineage: Eukaryota; Viridiplantae; Streptophyta; Magnoliopsida; Poales; Poaceae. The record is from RefSeq and is a predicted model, not a curated record. Bases 1 to 918 code for a protein of 305 amino acids.